CGCGCCCACGCUAUGGGGCGCCCCCAGAGCCCACGGCCGCCGCCACUCGUGGUCCUGCUGCUGCUGCUGCUGCUGUUGCUGCUGCCGCUACCACUCGGAGCAGGAGACUCCCUUCCCACAGAGAGCCGACUCAUGAACAGCUGUAUCCAGGCCAAAAGGAAGUGCCAGGCCAAUCCCAUUUGCAAGGCUGCUUACCACCACCUGGGCUCUUGUGCCUCUACUCUGAGCACCCCAUUGCCCUCAGAGGACUCUUCUGUGUCUGCAGACUGCCUAGAGGCAGCACAGCAACUCAGGAACAGCUCUCUAAUAGAUUGUACGUGUCACCGACGCAUGAAGAACCAAACUACUUGCUUAGAUAUCUUUUGGACUGUCCACCCUGCCCGAAGCCUUG
This is a messenger RNA of Dipodomys ordii (Ord's kangaroo rat), 391 nucleotides long. Its product is annotated as GDNF family receptor alpha-3-like. The record is from RefSeq and is a predicted model, not a curated record. The transcript is spliced from 2 exons. Gene Ontology annotation, biological process: nervous system development. Gene Ontology annotation, molecular function: signaling receptor activity. The annotation marks the transcript as partial. NCBI's taxonomy places the organism in Eukaryota, Metazoa, Chordata, Mammalia, Rodentia, Heteromyidae. Gene Ontology annotation, cellular component: signaling receptor complex; external side of plasma membrane.